Molecule: messenger RNA, 3586 nt
Organism: Oncorhynchus masou masou (cherry salmon)
Lineage: Eukaryota; Metazoa; Chordata; Actinopteri; Salmoniformes; Salmonidae
Product: collagen alpha-2(XI) chain-like
Exons: 38
Coding region: 295-3567 (1090 amino acids)
Source: RefSeq, a predicted model, not a curated record
UGGAGAGGUUGCCACAGAUGCUUUUAGAGAGAGAUAUUCAAAACAAUUCAGCUAAUGUUAUAUUCAUGAAAUAUACAUAUUUGUCUCAGAACUUAAGUGAUUUUGCCUUCAGUGAUUUAUAAGUGAGAGGUUUUGAGUGAAAGGGAAACCUUUGACUUUACCAAAAAUGCGUAGCACCGUUGGAUGUUUCCGCCUCCCCAUCCCAUCAACCUGAGGACGCAUUUAUUUACCAGUAAUACAUUGUUCGGCGUUAAUUGAUUUAAACAGUUUAGGACUUUCUGAUCUUGAAGGAAAAUGUUGUUCUGGGUGGUAAAGUGGACAUGUUGUCUACUAGUGCUCUUCAAAAUCAGCGCUGCCUCCGUUGACGCUGGACGCACAGACUCUCCUGGCGAGUCAGGGUCGGGGAUGCUACCAACAGAGGAGGUGAACCUUCUAGAAGAACUCUCGCUGCAGGUGUCCAACAGCAGCAAUGCCUCCAUGUCUCUGGAUGCUAAGAGGUGUCCGGUGCUGCAGGUGGGACAGUACUCCACCCUGGCCCUGCCCCUAGCCGAACUCUUCACUGACGGGUUUGCAGAUGAGUUCAGCCUAUUGAUACAGCUGCGGAGCCCUCAGCUAGACGAACACAGUGUGCUCACCCUGCUCAGCCACGACAGUCACAUCCUGCUGCAGCUUCGCAUCAGCGCGUACACACUCACCUUCAUCGGCACGCAACAGCGCCUCUAUGAGUUCCCCAGUAGCCUGUCUGACGACCAGUGGCACCAUGUGGCUGUGAGUGUGUCAUCCGCUAGACUGGCGCUGUAUGUGGAUUGUGCCCUGGUGGAGCGUGUGGACUGGGCGUACCAGGGUAUGGGAAUCACCCCUGACGGUCUACUCAUGGUGGGGGGCAUCGUAGAGGGCUUCGAGACACCAUUUGAGGGCCAACUCCGACAGCUGACGUUCCUGAUGGGCGACCCAGACGCCGCCCAACACCACUGCACUCUCCACCCUGUCCAGUGUGGGGGGGCUGCCUCCAAGCCCCCCCGCUCACCACGGACCGACCACACUAUGGAGGAGCUCCUGCUGUCCUCAAAUGACCUGGAAGACCUGUUAGAGCGAUCCAAGGAUUCCUCUUUGUUGGAUGUGGAGGAGACUGAUGUGUUUGGGCAGACUGGGAGUCAGCGUGGGGACGGGACAUGGGGUCCUCACCAGAAAGGUAUGGUGGGACGAGGAGACGUCUUUGUGGUGGACGAAGACACAGACCUGGCUGAUCCAAAUCUCCACGGGGGACACCUUAAUCCUCUGUGGAAACCCAGCAGGCAGGGCCCUAAGGACAGCCAUGAGGGCAAGCCUGAGCCCUCCUCCAAACUCCUGGACGAGAACAUCACCACGGAUAAGAAGACGGCAGACUCUGGAGGGAAGGGCGUUGGCCUGUUUCCCGGGAAACCCUCGGAUGACAUCAUUAUUGAUUUGGAUCCUGUGUCUUCCUCGAAGAAGCCUUCCAUUGUUAAGACUCCAAUAAAGACCCCCCUGGACCCGGAGCACCCAGACUUUAACCUGUUGGGGCAGGAGGUGGAGGGGCCCCAGACCCCCUCACAGACCGCCCUCGCCUCAGUGCCCCCUGCCACCCCUAUAGAAGCUGUCACUGAGGAGAGGAGACCCACCACACACAUCCCCACCCAACCUGACCCAAACCUUGACUGUGCUAUCACUGUGGAAGGAGGACCAGAGCGCUCAGGCACUGUGACCAUCGUAUCCAGAGAAGGGGACCUGAUUCUGGGCUCUGAUGGCCAGAUGUAUAGGGUCCAGAGAGGGCCCCCAGGCAGUAUGGGGCCCCCAGGAAAGGAGGGUUUUGCUGGCUUGCGUGGGUUCAAAGGUGACAAGGGCCAGCUGGGGUCUGAGGGGCGUGCAGGGCGACAGGGGGAUCCAGGCCCCCCCGGCCCACCUGGCCUGCCCUCUUUCUACCUGUGGAAGAACACUGUUGAGGAGUGGGCUACUUUUCAGAAAACCUCUGUCUACCAGUUGCUCAGCGCUGGCUGGCCUAGGGAGCAGGGACCCCCAGGACCAGCUGGGGAGAUGGGGAAGCCAGGUCCACAGGGGCCAACAGGUGAUCCUGGUCAACGAGGGCCUCCAGGAGUAAUGGGAGAAAUGGGUGAGCCGGGGCCAAAUGGCGUGGCGGGCAGAGCAGGGCUCCAUGGGAAAGAUGGAGCGAAUGGGCAGGACGGUCAGCCUGGGACGCUGGGUGAUCCCGGGCGACAGGGACCCUUCGGGUACAGGGGAGACGGCGGUUCCAAGGGAGAAAAGGGGGAGGAGGGCCUUAUUGGAGCAAAGGGUCGAAGAGGCCGAAUGGGAGAACCAGGCGAGAAGGGCUCCAUUGGUUUACCAGGCCGUCGCGGUUUUGUUGGUCCACGUGGACCUCAGGGAGUGAGAGGGGCCACUGGCCCAGAGGGGCUCCCCGGCCCUGAUGGGGAGGCUGGGUUUGAUGGGCCUCCAGGGACUCCUGGGUCAAUGGGAGCCGCUGGUUUCACAGGCUCUGUCGGCGCUCAGGGAGUUAACGGCUCAAAGGGAGAGUUGGGCCUUGUUGGAGUUGUUGGCCCCAGAGGCCCGCAGGGGCCCCAGGGUUUAGAUGGUGAGAGUGGGCCUCCAGGUCUCAGGGGAAUUCAGGGACAGCUUGGGAUGAGUGGUGCCGCUGGUCCGAAAGGUGACCCUGGACCAAUGGGGAUGAUGGGUAUCCGGGGUGAGCUAGGGUUCGAGGGGCCCAUGGGCCCACUGGGAAUACAGGGUCCAAUGGGUUUCCCUGGUAUUACUGGAAAAAGAGGACCAGACGGGGAUAAGGGAGACCCUGGACCAAAGGGGGAGAGAGGUGUUCAGGGUGCUUCGGGUAUCCAAGGGCCUCAGGGAGAGAGGGGUCCCAGUGGCCCCCCUGGCUUUACAGGGCUCAAAGGUCAAUCUGGCACUAAAGGCAUUGAGGGGGAGAAUGGAGAAACUGGCCCUCAGGGAAAACUGGGCAGAGAGGGGCUGAAGGGGAAUAGAGGGACAGGUGGGCGCAACGGCAAGCCUGGACACAGAGGGAACCAGGGUCGCGUGGGUCAGAGAGGGAAUGUUGGCCAGCCUGGUCAACCGGGCUUGCCAGGCCCUCCCGCGACAGAGGGACCAGAAGGAAAGCCUGGUACACAGGGUCUCUCUGGUUCGGUGGCAAUAGCUGGCAAUAAAGGCCUAAAGGGAUUCCAGGGCAUUGCUGGAGAGCCAGGUCCAGACGGCCCCUCAGGACCUACGGGCACACCUGGACGGAUAGGACCAACUGGUAUCCCUGGGCCGCUGGGAGAGAGGGGCUUCACUGGGACGGAAGGUGUAGAGGGCCCACAGGGCUCAGUAGGCAUGUAUGGUUUCCCGGGUAACGUGGGGAUGCGUGGUACAACUGGUCACAUGGGAGAGAGGGGAGAGACAGGUGUGAGAGGCCUGCCUGGUCCUUCUGGGAAGCCUGGACCUCCAGGUUUAUCAGGACCUUCUGGGGAGAGAGGCCCUCCAGGACCUCAGGGUCGGCUGGGGGAUCUGGGACCCACAGGGUCAGAGGGCCUACAGGUGAGUUAAAGCAGAACAGGCCUUAUCA